AUGUACCUCAAGCCCGAGCCACGCCCCUACGGUAUGGCAAAUGUCGGGAUGGAAGCUAGGCAUCCGAUGGCUUCCGCGCGAAACCCUGUAGGGCCACAGCAGGCGCGCCCUAUCCACCCUGAGCAUAUCAAACAGAUCAUCGAGACAGCCGACCCGCGCGCUGUGCAAAAGGUGCUGCUCGACCUUUGCCAAAUGUCACCGGCCUUUUCCGGCGCCCUCGUCCGUGGACUUGCGCCUCACUCUGCAUCCGCCCAGAGCCUGAUCAGCCAGCAACGGAUGCAGUCGCAUCAGCCCAAGGUCAAGAUUCAAGAUGAGGAUGAUAGCGACGAACUCUAUGAGGCGGCGAACAGAAACCUCGUGAAGCCUACAGUUCCGACCCCAAGUCACAACAGCUUGCCUGCACAAUCCCGCGAGAUCAGCGGAAGUCGAGCUACAUCACGGCCUCAUGGUUCUGAGUUCGCAUCACGAGUGAAGCGGGAGCCACUUCAGACGGCGACAUGCACCUUCCUGGAGCCUAUCCACGCUCAACCACGUUACGCACGCCAGUCCGGAAACCCUCAGGCCCAUCUUCCUCUGUCAAUCAAACCCCAAGGCUGUUAA
Messenger RNA from Alternaria arbusti, 600 nucleotides. RefSeq lists its product as uncharacterized. The record is from RefSeq and is a predicted model, not a curated record. The transcript is spliced from 2 exons. NCBI's taxonomy places the organism in Eukaryota, Fungi, Ascomycota, Dothideomycetes, Pleosporales, Pleosporaceae. The coding region runs from base 1 to 600 and encodes 199 amino acids.